Messenger RNA from Penicillium digitatum Pd1, 1752 nucleotides. Its product is annotated as PAS-associated, C-terminal. The record is from RefSeq and is a predicted model, not a curated record. Lineage: Eukaryota; Fungi; Ascomycota; Eurotiomycetes; Eurotiales; Aspergillaceae. Gene Ontology annotation, cellular component: nucleus.
AUGCCUCGUACAGAUCUUCAUCGUCUCCAGGCGUUCGAUGGGCUAGGAAGCCCCGAUGCAGAGUCGUUGCGCUCAUUGACGGAAACAAUCCAAGAUGAAUACCACGAAUGGGUCAGCGAGUCUAGUCGGUCCUCGCGAACCGAUCAAUUACUGGACAACUUUCCCCAACCACCAAGGUCGGAAAGUUUGGAUGCGAUUGAAGAGGAAGAGAUGGGAGUAUAUCCUACCCCAAAACCUUCCAUCAAGAACCUGCGCCGACAUGCGACGGCCGAUGAGCUCCCUCUUCUACAACAAAUUAAUCCAAAUGAGGGAGCGCUAGAGUUGAAUCCCGUCAGUGAAGAAAACGGCUCAUAUGAUCUCAUUGCACCCUACGACGGCGGCGAUCUAUCACUUUUCCAGCUGGAACGCACGGCCGAUAUCAUGUUCUCGUCCGAACAUAUGCUCACCAUCCUAAAUAACCCCCGGUAUCUAGCUCGGUUUCGUGAUUUUCUUCUCGAAGAACGGCCACGCUCGAUUAUUACUCUCACCUACUAUCUUAAUGCAUCCAAGGCGCUCAAGGCAAUUCAAUAUGCCAAUGCGCUUGUUCGUCUCUCGGUUGACGUACCCCCUCCAGUGGUUCAGACGGACGGGGAAGCUGCCGGGGCGACUGUGAACCGGGUUUUGGAGCAGCGUGUUGUGGACGGGCUGUUGGCUCUGACUGCCGAGGAACUUCCUGCAUUCAUCACAUCACGAUGCAUCGCCAUCACAAGCAAGAUCGUCGAGCAGCGAGUCCGAGGAACCUUACCGAUGAAGUUUCGCGGGAAUUCGAAUGCCCUGGCAGAAGUCUUUUGCUUGACGGACCCAUCACGACCUGACAAUCCAAUUAUUUUCGCAUCAGAGGAGUUUCAUAGGACAACACAGUACGGCAUGGAUUAUGGGCUUGGUCGAAAUUGUCGCUUCCUACAAGGCCCGAAGACAAAUGCAAACAGUGUUCGUCGUCUUCGCGAAGCGAUCCAUGCAGGCCAGCAUCACUCGGAGAUGUUUCUCAAUUAUCGUCGCGAUGGCUCUCCAUUCAUGAACCUACUGCAGUGCGCACCACUAUGCGACAGCCACGGCCAUGUCAAGUACUUCGUCGGCGCCCAGAUUGAUGUCUCGGGACUCGCAAUGGAUGGAGUAUCAAUGGAAUCUUUGAUGGAACUACAACAUAAAUACCGCGGUCCCGAUGAAGACAGCAUCGCUGAGUCACCAGAACCAGAAGCAAAGGACGAGUUCCGGGAACUGACCGAGCUUUUCAGUCCGCGAGAACUCUCCGCUGUUCUACAGCAUGGUGGACACUUGUUUCAACCCAAAGCCCUCCAGUCUCCACAUCAACCGCGAUCGUGGUUGCAGACUGAUAUAUCACAAGACAGGGAGACUGAAUCGCUUCGUCUACAGGAUGUGAAAUCACCCUUUUCCCGCAUGUCAUUUGUGGGCGUGUAUGAAAAUUAUCUCCUCGUUCGACCCUACCCUUCGCUCCGGAUUCUGUUCACAUCACCCGCCCUCCAGAUUCCAGGGAUUCUACAAUCACCCUUCUUAUCGCGCAUCGGCAGUUCCUCGGCCGUGAAGGAGGACCUGCUACAGGCUAUGAAGGUUGGUCGCAGUGUCACUGCGCGUAUCAGGUGGGCGACGCGAUCCAACCCCGACGGUCGCUAUCGCUGGGUCCAUUGCACGCCUUUACUAGCGAAUAAUGGUCAAGUGGGUGUGUGGAUGGUUGUAGUUGUGGAUGAUGGAUAA